AUGACUGGUGGUACUGGAGGAUCUUACUGGUGUGUUGGAGCUGUAGCUCCAACAAGAAGCUGCUGGGUUUGUUUUGCUACCGAUGAGGAUGAUCGGACAGCAGAGUGGGUGAGACCUUGCAGGUGCAGGGGCUCUACGAAAUGGGUUCAUCAGACUUGUCUGCAGCGCUGGGUGGAUGAAAAGCAGAGAGGAAACAGUACUGCUAGAGUUGCUUGUCCUCAGUGCAAUGCAGAAUAUUUAAUAGUAUUUCCAAAGCUAGGUCCAGUUGUUUACGUUUUGGAUCUUGCAGAUCGACUGAUCUCAAAGGCAUGCCCAUUUGCUGCAGCGGGAAUAAUGGUGGGCUCUAUAUACUGGACAGCUGUUACAUAUGGAGCUGUGACAGUGAUGCAGGUUGUGGGUCACAAAGAAGGUCUUGAUGUCAUGGAGAGAGCUGAUCCAUUAUUUCUUCUGAUUGGACUUCCCACUAUCCCAGUCAUGCUAAUAUUGGGCAAGAUGAUUCGCUGGGAGGACUAUGUGCUCAGACUGUGGCGCAAAUACUCUAAUAAGCUACAAAUUUUGAACAGCAUAUUUCCAGGCAUUGGAUGUCCUGUUCCUCGUAUUCCAGCAGAGGCCUACCCUUUGGCAGAUCAUGUCUCUGCUACACGUAUUCUCUGUGGAGCUCUAGUUUUCCCUACUAUUGCCACGAUAGUUGGCAAGCUGAUGUUCAGCAGUGUUAACUCCAAUUUACAAAGGACAAUCUUGGGUGGAAUUGCUUUUGUUGCUAUAAAAGGAGCUUUUAAGGUUUACUUCAAACAGCAGCAAUAUUUGCGUCAAGCUCACCGCAAAAUUUUAAAUUAUCCUGAGCAAGAAGGAGCAUAAGGCUGUGAUCUCCAGAUGUCAUACAGUCUCGCCUAAGAGGUUUCCAUGUUGUGUUGGUUCCAUCAUUAUUGCACAGUAGUGGAGAAUUGUGAUAAGUUGCUGCUCCUAUUUUUAUUUUUAUUUCCUUUAAGUAUAAUAAAGCACUAUCUUGUGGCAGGUUAAAUCCUUUCAGCAACCACUGAACCUAAGAAUGUGACUUGGCUUUCAUUUUUGAGUACUUCUGUUGGGCAACAGGCUUCUGAAUUACUUUAUUUGAGCCAGUAUGCUGAAUGG
Molecule: messenger RNA, 1131 nt
Organism: Apaloderma vittatum (bar-tailed trogon)
Lineage: Eukaryota; Metazoa; Chordata; Aves; Trogoniformes; Trogonidae
Gene: MARCHF5
Product: membrane-associated ring finger (C3HC4) 5
Exons: 6
Coding region: 1-858 (285 amino acids)
Molecular function (GO): zinc ion binding
Source: RefSeq, a predicted model, not a curated record